This is a messenger RNA of Toxotes jaculatrix (banded archerfish), 1275 nucleotides long. RefSeq names its product thiosulfate sulfurtransferase like domain containing 3 (gene tstd3). Gene Ontology annotation, cellular component: mitochondrion. The record is from RefSeq and is a predicted model, not a curated record. Gene Ontology annotation, molecular function: thiosulfate-cyanide sulfurtransferase activity. Bases 160 to 687 code for a protein of 175 amino acids. NCBI's taxonomy places the organism in Eukaryota, Metazoa, Chordata, Actinopteri, Toxotidae. The transcript is spliced from 4 exons.
UGAUCCGUACUACUGCGCACGCGCAGGUCGUUAUCGAAAGGGUGAGCCCGUAUCGGUGUGACUUUAAAUAGUUGUCACACGCAGUAUUACUGCGAAAUUACGGGUUAAUGUUGACGAAGUCCUGAUAUAGAGUAUAAUAUAGAGUGUAAGUAAUCGCACAUGGCUCUCAGAAGGUGCUGGAGGUUUGCAGGGAUUGUCCCGCGGCUGUUAUGGAACAGCACCGUCCUGCCAGGCGCUUCUAUCCCGGGAGGACGAGGCUCUGUGUCCAGCCUUGUCAGCACUCAUCCUGGUUGCAAAAUCUCGCAGUUGCUGCUCUAUAGCAGGUUCAGUUCAGCGCCACCGAGCUCAGAUGUGAGUUACGAGCAGCUGAAGCAGCUCCUGGCCGGUCGGAAAGCUGUAGUAAUAGAUGUCAGAGAGCCCUGGGAGCUCAGGGAGUACGGCUUCAUCCCCGGGUCCAUAAACGUUCCCCUGGGACAGGUGAACACUGCCCUCCAGCUGGGUCCGGAAGAGUUCAAAGAAAAGUAUGGCGGUGAAAUGCCUCAGCAGACAGAUAACAUUGUGUUCACCUGUCUGGCAGGAGUCCGGAGCAAGAACGCGCUCAACACAGCUGCUUCGCUGGGAUACAGAGAUGUUCAGCAUUACUCGGGUGGAUGGCAAGACUGGGUGAUGCAUGAACAACAUAAGUGAUCCAGGGAUAACCGAAGAGAUAAAGCAUUAUUUAAAGCUCUUUUUUAAAAAUUUAUCAAACUUGAAAGUGGAAGUGCAUAACGACGAGUCUUGUAAAGGCUUUUUAAAAAGUUCAUACAUUAUUUUUUUGUUGUUGUUGUUUAAAGAGCCAAUGAUUUAAGUUGUUUUCCCUCAUCUGUGAAUCCCAAAGACUGAAACCAGAGGGCUCAACAUAUCAGUGAUCACUUCUGCUGCAUAAGGUUUUCAACACUGUUGUAAAAUGACUUGAAAUUUGUUGUAAACUUGUUUCAACAUAGAAGUACCUAUAAAGCCUGUACAACUUCUAAACAAACACACAUUAAACCGAUGACUGUUCUAAACAAUGCCUGUUAUGAAUAGGUAAUGUACAGAAUGUGCUAAAAUUUUUGUUUCCAGACUAACUAUGCAAAUGACUCCAUAACUGUGUAUUAUUGUAAGUUAUUGAGACUAUUUCAUAUUAUGAAGCUUUAAGGUUGAUGUAUAUACUGAAUAGCGUGCUGCUUGUAGACGCAGCAGUGGAUGCAGUUGUUGCCAACGUCAUUCAGUAAAUAAAGUGACAUUUUUGAUUAA